Rattus rattus (black rat) is the source of this 633-nucleotide messenger RNA. RefSeq names its product O-6-methylguanine-DNA methyltransferase (gene Mgmt). The transcript is spliced from 4 exons. Gene Ontology annotation, molecular function: methylated-DNA-[protein]-cysteine S-methyltransferase activity. The coding region runs from base 1 to 537 and encodes 178 amino acids. The record is from RefSeq and is a predicted model, not a curated record. Gene Ontology annotation, biological process: DNA repair. Gene Ontology annotation, cellular component: nucleus. Lineage: Eukaryota; Metazoa; Chordata; Mammalia; Rodentia; Muridae.
AUGGCCCUCUGCUGUGAGGAUUCAGGCCCCACAGAGGCUCCAGCUCGUCCUGAGGUGCUCGGUGGGCCCGAGGGAGUGCCAGAGCCCCUGGUGCAGUGCACAGCCUGGCUGGAAGCCUAUUUCCACGAACCUGCAGCCACGGAGGGGCUUCCCUUGCCUGCUCUCCAUCACCCUGUGUUCCAGCAAGAUUCAUUCACCAGACAGGUGUUAUGGAAGCUGCUGAAGGUUGUGAAAUUCGGAGAAAUGGUUUCUUACCAGCAAUUAGCAGCCCUGGCAGGCAACCCCAAAGCGGCUCGUGCAGUAGGAGGAGCGAUGAGGAGCAAUCCGGUCCCCAUCCUCAUCCCCUGCCACAGGGUGAUUCGCAGUGACGGUGCCAUCGGCAAUUACUCUGGAGGAGGACAGACUGUGAAAGAGUGGCUUCUGGCCCAUGAGGGCAUCCCAGCUGGACAGCUGGCCUCCAAAGGCUUGGGUCUGAUUGGGAGCUGGCUCAAGCCAUCCUUCGAGUCUACCAGCCCCAAGCCGUCUGGCCGAAAUUGAGUAACCGUUUGAAUGACACAUAGAUGUAAUGCGGUGUUGGGAGCGGAUGUGUGGUGGGUACCACUAUAUUAAAAGAGCUGCAUGUGUCCUGGGGGA